Messenger RNA from Notothenia coriiceps (black rockcod), 833 nucleotides. Its product is annotated as fibroblast growth factor 4A-like. The coding region runs from base 69 to 833 and encodes 254 amino acids. Gene Ontology annotation, molecular function: ADP-ribose diphosphatase activity; NADH pyrophosphatase activity; NAD binding. The transcript is spliced from 4 exons. NCBI's taxonomy places the organism in Eukaryota, Metazoa, Chordata, Actinopteri, Perciformes, Nototheniidae. The record is from RefSeq and is a predicted model, not a curated record.
CACAUGCCGGUUAAAAGAACAACUACUAUUCUCUCCCAUUAAACACUUGUUUAUGUUAGAAUAGUAUAAUGGCUGCUUGUGCCUUUGCUUCAAGGUUUUUCCCGCUGGUAAGGGGAAGAGUGUGCUGCAGAGCUUCAUCUCGUGCAUGCCCAGCUUUCCGUACGUUCUCGUGUACUGCAGCUCGUGCUCAAGGGUCCGGGGCUCUGACCGGGAGAGAGGACCGGUUCGGUGGAGUGACAGUGAACCUGUCUGACAGCUGUUUACCGGAGGACAUCAGUGAGAAAUCAUUCAGUAGAUUACUGAAAGAUUCUUUGGUCCAGUGGAAAUCGGAGGGAAAAGUCGCAGUGUGGCUCCGAGUUCCCAUCUCCCUGAGCCGAUGUGCCGCCGCCGCCUCUGAGCACGGCUUCUCCUUCCACCACGCCAAACACGACCACACGGUGCUCUCCCUCUGGCUGGGGGAGGGAGAGAGCCGGCUGCCGGGGUUUGCUACCCACCAGAUCGGAGUGGCAGGAUAUAGAAACCUAAAGAAACCUCCUCCAUACCCAUAUUUGUGGAAACUGGGCAUGGCCUCUGAUAGACGAGCGACAGAUGAAUGCUACUUCUUGGAGCGGCUCGAGAGCAACAACUACAACACGUACCGCUCCAGGAAGUACCCCGACAUGUACGUGGCCCUGAAGAGAAACGGCCAGUACAAGCCCGGGAGCAAAACUAGCCGAGGUCAAAAGGCCAUCCUGUUUCUUCCAAUGGCUGUCAAGGCUAGAAGAAGAUGUGACGGCAAUGAAGACAAGGUGGCUCCGUCGACAUUGCCCCAAAACAGCUGUGAUGCUUUCUGA